AUGAUUAGCAGCUCAUCCAGCCCAGCUGGGUUCUAUUUGGACAGCUCCCCCCUUCUGUCCCUGGACUCCAGCGUCUUCUACACCGAGACCCCAUCUGUUUGCAGUGACUCACAGGACUUCUUCAUUGUCAAUGUUGGCGGUGACCGCUACGUUUUCUCCCAGGAGCAGCUGGCCCCCCACCCAGAGACCCGACUGGGCAAGCUGGCCCUGUCCACAUGGGACUGUGCCCUGGAGCUCUGCGACGAUGCUGACUUCCUGGGGAACGAGUUCUUUUUCGACCGCAGCUCACAGACCUUCCAGUAUGUGAUGAACUUCUAUCGCACUGGCCACCUGCAUGUACGGGAGGAGCUGUGUGUGCUCUCCUUCCUGCAGGAGAUUGAGUACUGGGGCAUUGAUGAGCUCCGCAUUGAUCCCUGCUGCCGCGACUUCUACUACCGCCGCAAGGCGCUCAAAGAGAGCCUGGACGUCAACGAGGUGGAGGACGAUGCAAGUGAGGACGAAGACUUUAAUGGCGCUGCUUGCCCAGGUCUCCGGAGGCGCCUGUGGGAACUGUUGCAGAAGCCUGAGUCGUCGCGGGCUGCUCGCACCUUCAGCAUGUUGUCCGUCACGUUCGUGCUGGUGUCCAUUGUCAACAUGACGCUCAUCUCGCUCUACCUGGGGGGUGUGGGCAGCGAGAGCGGGGGUGCUGACGGCGGUACGCCUUUCCUCAUGGAUGCGCUGGAGCAUGUGUGUGUGGCGUGGUUCACCGGCGAGCUGGCGCUGCGGUUCGCCUGUGUGCGCAACAAGUGGCGCUUCACGCAUAGCGUUCCCAAUGUGAUCGACCUGCUGUCCGUCCUGCCUUUCUACGUGACACUGGCGGUGGAGAGCCUGCCGGGUGGCUCCACGGAGCUGGAGAACAUGGGCCGUGGGGUUCAGGUGCUGCGGCUCAUGAGGUCCCUACGCAUGCUCAAACUGGGUCGCCACUCUAUAGGCCUACAGUCCCUGGGUCUGACCAUCACUCAGUGUUACGAGGAGGUGGGUCUCCUUGUCCUUUUCCUCUCCGUAGGCAUCUCCAUCUUUGCCACAGUGGAGUUUGCCCUGGAGCACGAUAUCCCUGGCACCACCUUCAGUAGCGUGCCCUGUGCAUGGUGGUGGGCUACGACCUCUAUGACCACAGUGGGCUACGGGGACGUCCACCCAGACACCACUCUGGGCAAGGUGCUGGCCUGUCUCUGCAUCCUGUCUGGCAUCCUCCUCUUGGCACUGCCCAUCGCAAUAAUCAACGAUCGUUUCUCUGCCUGCUACUUCACCCUAAAGAUAAAAGAGGCUGCACUGCGGCAUGCGGAGGCACUCAAGAGGCUUGCAUGGGGUUCGCUGGGUGACGUGGUGGUGGACGGGGCAGGAGAGGGAGGACGGGUGAACCUGAGGGAUGCUUAUGCCAGGAGUGUGAUGGAGAUGCUAAGGCUUCAAGGGAGGAGAAGGACUAGCACGCAGAGUAGUGGAAGGGACGAGCUCUGGUGGUAGUGUGGAGGAAGGAACACAAGGGCUGCUGUGGAGGAAACAAUCUGCACAAUAUAUAAUAUAGGAGAUUCAGUUAAGGCCAA
Molecule: messenger RNA, 1583 nt
Organism: Esox lucius (northern pike)
Lineage: Eukaryota; Metazoa; Chordata; Actinopteri; Esociformes; Esocidae
Gene: kcnv1
Product: potassium voltage-gated channel modifier subfamily V member 1
Exons: 2
Coding region: 1-1503 (500 amino acids)
Biological process (GO): protein homooligomerization; potassium ion transmembrane transport
Cellular component (GO): membrane; voltage-gated potassium channel complex
Molecular function (GO): voltage-gated potassium channel activity; protein binding
Source: RefSeq, a predicted model, not a curated record